AUGGAACCGAACGAAGGCACCUUUGUGCUCCACACUGAAAACCACCAAGUCGACGCAUUGGAGUUCCUCCCGAAUUGCCGUGCUGCUUCAGAGUACCUUUACGACAUUCUGACCAAUGCGAGCGUGGUUAAGAACAAGAUCCCGGUCCUGCUCUGCUGUAACAAGACGGAUAAAGUAACUGCCCACACAAAAGAUUUCAUCCGCAAGCAGAUGGAGAAAGAAAUAGAGAAACUUAGGGCUUCGAGGAGCGCGGUAUCAACAGCUGAUAUAGCUAAUGACUUCACGCUCGGGAUUGAAGGAGAAGUGUUUUCCUUUACGCAUUGCUUAAACAAUGUCACGGUCGCUGAAGCAUCUGGAUUAACAGGAGAAACUGAUCAGAUAUUGCUUGCGGCACACGCUAACGAUUUCAACCAAGACAUUGACAUAACAUGGGGUGAUGGUCGAGGAAAUAUAUUGAACAAUGGAACUCUUGUAAAUCUCGCUCUUGAUCAAUCUUCGGGAUCAGGGUUUCAAUCGAAAGCCGAGUAUUUGUAUGGAAAAGUCGACAUGCAGAUCAAACUUGUCCCUGGAAACUCUGCCGGGACCGUGACUGAAAGUGAAUGA
Microthlaspi erraticum is the source of this 603-nucleotide messenger RNA. Lineage: Eukaryota; Viridiplantae; Streptophyta; Magnoliopsida; Brassicales; Brassicaceae. The record is from the annotation of a GenBank genome assembly.